Messenger RNA from Catharus ustulatus (Swainson's thrush), 903 nucleotides. Its product is annotated as mannosyl-oligosaccharide 1,2-alpha-mannosidase IA-like. The transcript has 4 exons. Gene Ontology annotation, molecular function: calcium ion binding; mannosyl-oligosaccharide 1,2-alpha-mannosidase activity. Gene Ontology annotation, biological process: carbohydrate metabolic process; N-glycan processing. Bases 1 to 903 code for a protein of 300 amino acids. The record is from RefSeq and is a predicted model, not a curated record. Lineage: Eukaryota; Metazoa; Chordata; Aves; Passeriformes; Turdidae. Gene Ontology annotation, cellular component: extracellular exosome; endoplasmic reticulum; Golgi membrane.
AUGCCCGCCGCCAGCUUGCUGCCGCUCUUCGGUAGCGCGGCGGGGCCGGGGACGCUGGGCGGCCCCGCGGGCAGCGGCGCGGGCGGCGGGGGCAGGAAAGCAGCGGGCCCCGGCGCGUUCCGGCUGACGGAGAAGUUCGUGCUGCUGCUGGUGUUCAGCGCCUUCAUCACCCUCUGCUUCGGGGCCAUCUUUUUCCUACCCGACUCCUCCAAGCUUCUGAGCGGCGUCUUCUUCCACUCGGCCGCCCUGCAGCCGCCGCCGCCGCCGCCCGGCGGGCAGCCCCGCGCCCCUCCGCAGCCCGGAGGCGGUCCGGCGGCAGCGGCGGCCGCGGGCGGGGCGGGCAGCCUGGAGCGGAUCCGCGCGGACCACGAGCGGGCUCUGCGGGAGGCCAAGGAGACGCUGCAGAAGCUGCCCGAGGAGAUCCGCAGAGACAUCCGCCAGGACAAGGAGAAACUUCUGCAGGACGCCCGUGGCAGGAAGGAGGCGGGCGCCCCCGGGCUGCCCCAGCGCCUCUUCCGCCAGCCCGUCGGCGCCGUGGGGCAGGAGCCCGCCGACCCCGACGUCCGGCAGAGGAGGGAGAAAAUCAAGGAGAUGAUGAAGCAUGCCUGGGAUAAUUAUAAGCGUUACGCAUGGGGAUUAAAUGAACUGAAACCCAUAUCUAAGCAAGGACAUUCAAGCAAUUUGUUUGGUAACAUACAAGGAGCAACAAUCGUGGAUGCCCUUGAUACACUAUACAUCAUGGAAAUGAAAGAAGAGUUCAAGGAAGCCACGGAGUGGGUUGAAAAAAACUUGGAUUUCAAUGUGAAUGCUGAAAUUUCCGUAUUUGAAGUGAACAUCCGUUUCGUUGGUGGACUACUUUCAGCUUACUAUCUUUCAGGAGAAGAAGUAAGUUGGUAUAUCUGA